CUCAACAUAUUUGUAUUAUAGUUAUUCAAAAAAUUAAUCUUAUUUAUUUUUACAAUAUUGUUUAUUCUAUACCAUUAAUGAAAUAAACAUAUUUCGAUUUAGUCCACUAUGAACGAAUUAAUAUAUACAGAUAAAGCCGAAGACCAAUUUAUGAAAACAUUUAAAUAUUACAAAUCCAAUAGUUCACCACCAUCUCUUGAUGAAAUAAUAAAUAUUGAUGUUAACAAUAGGACUGACAAGGUUCUAUUAUUGUCACCAAAUAAUUUAAAAAUCGAAGACACAAGAACAAAACAGCUAGGACUAAUAGAACCCAAACAUUGGUGCUUAUAUUCAUUCAGGGACCAUCCAGGUUUAUUUUUAAUAAGGAAUCCAUUUACAAGUCAUGGCCAGAGAUACUGGAUAGAGAAAUGUUUAAAAAUAUAUCCUAGAAAACCUAAUAAAAGGAAUAUAGAUAUAGAAACAUCUGUAGAUGAUUGGUGGGAGGCAUGCCAUCUUCAUGGACAAUGUGAUAAGAAGCUACUUAAGAAGCUGAGGUGGAGCACACUGGGUUACCAUCACAACUGGGACACGAAAGUGUAUACAGAAGACAACAAGAGCCAGUUCCCUGAAGAGUUGUCAGUGCUGUGUGACAUCGUGGCCGGGUACCUUGGCUAUGUAAAUUUCAAAGCAGAGGCAGCCAUUGUCAACUACUAUCACAUGAACUCCACACUGUCUGCUCACACUGACCACUCCGAGGUCAAUUUAGAGGCGCCACUGUUUUCUUUUAGUUUCGGACAGUCAGCAAUAUUUCUGAUCGGGGGCACAGACAAAACUACCGUGCCAUCGGCCAUUUUGCUCAACAGUGGAGACAUCCUGGUCAUGUCUGAAGCUGCAAGACUCUGCUAUCACGCUGUACCUAAGAUACUACCAUCUGUCUCAUCACCUUGGAAUGAUGAUGAUGGAAUAAAUGACGAUUGGCACUCGUUCGAGGAAUAUAUAAAGGAAUCAAGAAUCAAUAUGAAUGUACGACAAGUAUUGAAUGAAACACAGUGCAGUUUAUAAUAUUUAUAUUGUUAUUAUUUCUUGUUAUAAAUAUAAA
This is a messenger RNA of Achroia grisella, 1078 nucleotides long. RefSeq names its product nucleic acid dioxygenase ALKBH1 (gene AlkB). The record is from RefSeq and is a predicted model, not a curated record. Lineage: Eukaryota; Metazoa; Arthropoda; Insecta; Lepidoptera; Pyralidae. Bases 109 to 1041 code for a protein of 310 amino acids. Gene Ontology annotation, cellular component: cytoplasm; nucleus. Gene Ontology annotation, molecular function: oxidative RNA demethylase activity; broad specificity oxidative DNA demethylase activity; ferrous iron binding. The transcript is spliced from 4 exons. Gene Ontology annotation, biological process: oxidative RNA demethylation.